Molecule: messenger RNA, 867 nt
Organism: Penicillium soppii
Lineage: Eukaryota; Fungi; Ascomycota; Eurotiomycetes; Eurotiales; Aspergillaceae
Product: Vacuolar protein sorting-associated protein 62
Exons: 4
Coding region: 1-867 (288 amino acids)
Source: RefSeq, a predicted model, not a curated record
AUGCCAAGCGAUAUCCAGCAACAGCUCGACCACACCGUGCCAUAUGUCAACUGGACAUCGAUUAAGGGCGUUCAAUCUCCCUUGACCCUCAACAAUCUCGACACAUUGAACAAUCUAGGCAAUACCAGUGUUUAUCUCACUUCUCCGAACGGUAUCGAUGCCAAGCCGCAACCAACCUGGCUCCGAGGAAUAAUUCCAGACAAAGAUGGGCGGAUAGGAAACGGCAGAGGAUGUGCGAUUAUUGUCGCAGAUCGUGGAAACGGGACGGUCGAUGCCUUUUACUUUUAUUUCUAUGCAUACAAUAAGGGCGAUAAGGUAUUCGGAAUGGAGUUUGGCGAUCACAUUGGCGACUGGGAACACAACAUGAUUCGCUUCACAAAGGGCCAACCGACAGCCGUCUGGUACAGCCAACACGCCAGUGGCCAGGCAUUCACAUAUCACGCCCUCGAAAAGAAAGGCAAGCGGCCAUACUCUUUCUCCGGGAAUGGCACUCACGCCAACUAUGCAACAUCAGGCCAACACGACCACACAAUCCCGGGUGUGAACCUUCCCGCAGGAUUCUUGAUGGACUACACAGAUCGUGGUGUUCUAUGGGACCCCACUCUCAACGCUUACUUCUACACGUACGACUCCCAAACAGCAGGGUUUGAAGCUGUUGAUCCCGGAGACCCAGUGGCAUGGUUGAAUUUCAAUGGGAAAUGGGGAGACGACCAGCCGCCUGGUGAGCCGGAGAUCUUCGGUGAGGCGAAGUAUGUUGGCGGUCCUAAUGGUCCGAAGUUCAAAGGCUUGGAACGAAAGUUGGUGUGUCCGUCUAAGCCGUGCAUUGUGCUUCCGUUUAGGAUUUGGUCUGGGAAUUCGACUGCGUAA